AUGACCAUAGUGGAGAACGAUGCUGAGAGUUUAAUUUCACCUGAGGACCAGAUAAAGAUCCAACAGCUCCGCAAACUUGUGAAGGUGAUCUUUACCCACUUUUCUUCUUGAUAUAAAACGCCAACAUAUUUUCAGGAUGACUUAUCUGCAUACUAUGACACCGACUUCAAUCUUCUGCGCUGGCUUCAAGGCCACAACACUCUGCCAGUUGAAGAAAUCGCAAAAAAGUUGAAACAUCACUUGAACCUCCGUUCUGCCUGGCAUUUGGAUGAUCUGCAUAAGAAGGAACGCAAUCAUCCAAUUCACAAACACUGGAAAUACGGUAUCACUGGUCCUUCUGGAAUUUUGGAAAACGUUAUCGUGAACAUUGAACAAGUAUGAACCUGAUCUUUUAUCAAAACAACGUUCACCUUCCUUGUCUUGCAAUUUUCAGUGCGGAAAGACCGAUUACACCGGAAUGAUGGAGACUUUUUCGAUUCUAGAAGUGAUGAGAGCCAGAAUGGUCGAUUUGGAACAAAUGCUGGCGCAUGUCAUGGAAAUCGAGGCAACAACUGGAAAGCAAGCGUGGAUCCUGUACGUCAUGGAUGUCACUGGACUACAGUACAAUAAAAAACUGUACGACCUCGUGACCGGUUCGAUGAAAUCGCUCGCUGAUUUUAUGGCAGACCAUUAUGUGGAGAUGAUUAAGGUUUGGUCACAACAAACCAGUUUAGAAGAGGAAAAACAAUUGUUGUCUCUCAUUUCAGUAUUUCGUGCCCGUCUGCGUUCCCAGUUUCGCCACCACCCUUUAUUUCGUCGUAAGACCAUUGUUACCAGAGAAGACACGCGAAAAGGUUAGUGUUUCAGUUCACUGAAGAGAUCGGGGAAAGGGUGUAGUGUCGAACUUUCUCUCAUCUCACAUGACUUUCAAUUUCUGUUCUCUCUAUAGGUUCGGUUGAUCGGUGAGUCAAACUGGCGUGAUGAUGUUCUUCAAUACGCAGUACACUCGGCGCUGCCGUCGAUUUGGGACAAUGAGAAUCAUACGUUUGGAGGAUUUGUGGAACUGCCUGUGGCGUACCCGAUGGAUGGAUAUUAUUCGGCUAAGAAUAACAGUGUAUGGAAGGGAGACAGAGAUGAUGAAAAGGUGGUGGAGAAUAUGGUGUGUCUUAUCUAACUCGGAUGAACUGGAACUCCUUAAAUUGAGAAAAUACGCAUCAACCCAGCUAAUUUAAGAUCAGCAAAGUCCUUGCACCGCCAAAAUCUCUAAAACAAAAUUUUUAGUACAACUUUAUGAUGAAAUCACCUAAAAUCUGCUUUAGGUAGUCAAAAACGCUGUAACUGUGAAUGUACCAUACGGAAAAACUCAUGUAGUGACCAAGUUUAUCGAAGCCGGAGGAACCCUGAAAUGGUGGGUUCGCGGAAACCGUAACUUUGGCUUUGGAGUCUUCUGGAGCGAAGUCGAACAAGUCGACGACUUUUUCACGUAAUCCAUCAAUUCUACAAGUCUUGACACAAUUGUUGUACUUUUCAGCGCAAAACAAGUGUCCCCAUGUUUUCCAUGGAUGCCAGGACCAACCCUAGUGCCAAUGGAGGACGAGGUUGUGGUAAAAAAGGUGAGACUUUUGUUAUUUUGAUGCAAAUUUUUCUCAAUUAUCAUGCAAAUUUUCGCAUUUCAGGACGCAUAUUAUCACGUUUGGGUAAGCAACGAGCGCGCGUGGUGGCGUUCAUUGGAAGUGCAGCUUCUUGUGGAAGGAAUUAACCCAUAA
Messenger RNA from Caenorhabditis sp. 36 PRJEB53466, 1745 nucleotides. Lineage: Eukaryota; Metazoa; Nematoda; Chromadorea; Rhabditida; Rhabditidae. The record is from the annotation of a GenBank genome assembly.